This is a messenger RNA of Salpingoeca rosetta, 1856 nucleotides long. RefSeq lists its product as uncharacterized. The coding region runs from base 574 to 1470 and encodes 298 amino acids. NCBI's taxonomy places the organism in Eukaryota, Choanoflagellata, Craspedida, Salpingoecidae. The transcript has a single exon. The record is from RefSeq and is a predicted model, not a curated record.
CCGUUCUGUUCGUUUGGUUUGGCGGUAUCGCGAACGCAACGUCUACAUCAUGGCUGUUCCUUUGUGACUUCUGUGGCUUUGGUGCAUGGCGCUGGGGCGGCGUUGGGUGGCUCGGCUCUGCAGGUUUAGCUCCUGCCGCCAACAGCCGCUAAAAUGUUGCGACGUUGCUAGAUGACAAUUGUGCGUGUGCGGUUGUUGUCGCUGCGCUCUCUUCUGCAUGCUGGUUGUGUGUUGUGUUACUCUGUUCACAAAGCUGCGGCUUUUGGUGGUCUGGUGGUGUGUGCAACCCUUUCCUCAGCAUGUAGCUUCAUUUUCCACAUUCCCCAUCUCCCUCCGACCAAGCCUUCAACCCUCCAUCGCGUCCUCCUCUGCCUCCCAGCACACGCUUCUCCCCCUCCUUUCAACAGCCAGCGAGCGACGUACCACAUUGAGAGAACAAGCACACCAAGCGAACAAUCCCACACUUGACGGCCAAGCACCCUCCCGACGUCUGAGACACCCAUCUCUCCUGCCUCUCGGAUCUCUCGGUUCUCUCGGAUCUCUCGGAUCUCUUUCUGUUGUGCUCCUCUGACCAUGUGCGAAACAGCGAUGCCAUCAAUCACGUUUACGCACCAAGACCAAGACGGGCACGCUUCGCUGCCACAGCAACAGCGGGAGCAGACCUACGCCUACCACUUGCUGGCAUCCCCACACUUUGACACGACGCGGGCCAUGUUUGCCGCCUUCCUCCUCGAUCGCAACACGUUCGCCAUGUCCACCGUCGCCACCGAGCUGGAGGAGGCCUUUCAGGAGCAGCUCACACAACUGGAGGACACCUUCAUGGCCCAACACCAGCAACAACAACACCAGCAACAGCGACAACACCAAGCACAGGGACAAGACCACCAUCAGGACCAAGAAGGCAAUGCAAGGCCCGGCACGCCCUUGUCGUCGUGUGCGUCAAUGUCCCAUCUCGCCACAGCUCUCGCCGAGGACCGUGAUGCUUCGAGUGCGCCCCGGCCUUACUCUUGCCCCGCAUCCCCAGCCCCGCAUGGGCACGCCAACUACGACGGCAUGACCUCCGGUGUGGAAGGAGCGUGGUGCGCUCUCUCGUCGGCGUGCUCCUCUUCCACGGCCGGGGACUGCCCGGACGCUUUUGCCGAGUGUGCGCCUGCGAUCUUGCGUCAGCAAGCGCAGCAGCUGGAAGCCAUGCUGGAGACGGGCCUGUCGCAGGCACAGGUGCAGGCCGUGCAACACUUGCUCGGCUGCACCGACAUGGCGGCGCUGCUGGAGUACAUGGCCAGCCUCUACCCGGCAUUCCCCAUUGUGUGCAAGGAGGAGAUGCCAGGCGUCGAUACAAGCCUGUACAUGCGGGUUGCCUCCACGGCACGCGUGCAAGGCUGGGACGUGAGCCACUUUGCGCAGCUGGCCGCCUGUCGUUUGGUGCAGCCGACACACGUCCCCUUUGCCCAAUCAUCAUCCACCUACUAGACUUGCUGUCUGUGUGUGUGUGUGUGUGUGUGUGUGUGUGUGUGUGUGGUUGAUUGAUUGAUUGAUACACUUGCCGCCAUUUAUCAUGCUCUCAUGACCUUCCUUUCUUCCUUUCCUUGCCCGGUUUCAACCUAUGACCACCCCUCGACCCUCCUCCUCCUCCUCCUCCCCUUUCUUGACGAAGCACAGUCCUUGCUCCUAAGUGUCCCUUCAUUGCGUGCUUUCAGCUUAUCUCUUGCUUCUCACACACCCUUUUUGAAAGGGGCUAAGAGACUUGUCUACCUGCUUGUGCAUACAUACAUACACACAACGCCCUGGCGGUCCUUUUGAUGCACAUGAAGGAAUGAAACGAUGAAACACAUAACCUUGGUCCUGCAGAGCACAAG